AUGACAUCGCCCAGCAACUACUCCACUGCUCCAGUCUCUGAAUUCCUCCUCAUCUGCUUCCCUAACUACCAGAGCUGGCAGCACUGGCUCUCCCUGCCCCUCAGCCUCCUCUUCCUUCUGGCCAUGGGGGCCAAUGCCACCCUCCUGAUCACCAUCCGGCUGGAGGCCUCUCUGCAUGAGCCCAUGUACUACCUGCUCAGCAUCCUCUCCCUGCUGGACAUGGUGCUCUGCCUCACCGUCAUCCCCAAGGUCCUGGCCAUCUUCUGGUUUGACCUCAGGUCCAUCAGCUUCUUUGCCUGUUUCCUCCAGAUGUACAUCAUGAAUUGCUUCCUCCCCAUGGAGUCCUGCACAUUCAUGAUCAUGGCCUAUGACCGCUAUGUGGCCAUCUGCCAUCCACUCAGAUACCCGCCCAUCAUCACUGACAAAUUUGUGGCCAAGGCUGGUGCUUUCAUCAUAAUUCGGAAUGCUUUGCUGCUUUCACCUGUUCCUAUCCUCUCUGCUUCGCUCCACUAUUUUGGGAGAAAUGUCAUUGAGAACUGCAUCUGUGCCAACCUGUCUGUGUCCAGGCUCUCCUGUGACAACUUCACCCUGAACAGAAUCUACCAAUUUGUGGCUGGUUGGACCUUACUAGGCUCAGAUUUUGUCCUCAUCUUCAUCUCCUACAUCUUCAUCCUAAGAGCUGUGCUCAAGUUCAAGGCCGAGGGGGCUGCAGUCAAGGCUCUGAGCACAUGUGGCUCCCACUUCAUCCUCAUCCUCUUCUUCAGCACCAUCCUGCUGGUUGUGGUGCUGACAAACGUGGCCAGAAAGAAGGUCCCCAUGGACAUCCUGAUCCUGCUCAAUGUCCUUCAUCACCUCAUACCUCCUGCCUUGAACCCUAUUGUAUAUGGGUUUCAAACCAAAGAGUUAAAGCAGGGGUUUCAGAAGUUGUUGCAGAGGGGACUUUAA
Molecule: messenger RNA, 945 nt
Organism: Hippopotamus amphibius kiboko
Lineage: Eukaryota; Metazoa; Chordata; Mammalia; Artiodactyla; Hippopotamidae
Product: olfactory receptor 56A1-like
Exons: 1
Coding region: 1-945 (314 amino acids)
Biological process (GO): G protein-coupled receptor signaling pathway
Cellular component (GO): membrane
Molecular function (GO): G protein-coupled receptor activity; olfactory receptor activity
Source: RefSeq, a predicted model, not a curated record